This is a messenger RNA of Bombina bombina (fire-bellied toad), 2509 nucleotides long. Its product is annotated as oocyte zinc finger protein XlCOF6-like. The transcript is spliced from 5 exons. NCBI's taxonomy places the organism in Eukaryota, Metazoa, Chordata, Amphibia, Anura, Bombinatoridae. The coding region runs from base 1 to 2403 and encodes 800 amino acids. Gene Ontology annotation, molecular function: RNA polymerase II cis-regulatory region sequence-specific DNA binding; DNA-binding transcription factor activity, RNA polymerase II-specific. Gene Ontology annotation, biological process: regulation of transcription by RNA polymerase II. The record is from RefSeq and is a predicted model, not a curated record. Gene Ontology annotation, cellular component: nucleus.
AUGACAGAUGAAGAUAACACUGAUAUAGUGAGAGCUGAGAUAGCAGAAGAUCUAUGUGUGAUGCAUCAGCUGGAAGCACCAGAUGAAGAUAACACUGAUAUAGUGAGAGCUGAGAUAGCAGAAGAUCUAUGUGUGACGCAUCAGCUGGAAGCACCAGAUGAAGAUAACACUGAUAUAGUGAGAGCUGAGAUAGCAGAAGAUCUAUGUGUGACGCAUCAGCUGGAAGCACCAGACAAACACGUCAAUAGUUCAUAUCCAUCCUUCACUACAGGAAGCAUCAGAAUGAUACCGCAAACUCCAAUAGUCUUAGACACUAAUGACUAUUCACAAAUAUUGGCGAUUUCACAGCAGAUAUUUAAAGGAGAUGGGGAAUUGGCAGAAACUGGGAAGCAAUCAUUAUGUACAGAGAGUAAUUUAGUCAUCAAACAAGAGGACAUUUAUGACUUAUCUAGUAAAAUUAUUAUCCCCGAGGAUAAACCACACAUAUUUACUGAGUUUUCAAAACAUAUUAAAGAAGGGAAAAGUCUACAGUCUAGCCAAAUAAUUCAUACAAAGGAGAAACCUUUCAAAUCUACAGAAUGCGAAAAAAGCUUUAGAUGGAAGUCACAUCUACUAGAGCACUACAAAAUUUGCACAGGUGAGAAACCACACACAUGUACUGAGUCCGGCAAAUGUUUCACACAAAUGGAUCAUCUGAAAACUCAUAAAAAGAUUCACACAGGAGAUAAUCCUUUCACAUGUACAGAAUGUGGAAAACGUUUUACAGAAAAGAGUGUUCUGAAAACUCAUGAAAGGAUUCACACAUUAGAAAAUCAUUUCACAUGCACAGAGUGUGGAAAAAGAUUUACACAAAAGAGUGAUCUGAAAUAUCAUGAAAGGAGUCACACAGGAGAAAAGCCUUUCACAUGUACAGAGUGUGGAAAAAGUUUUACACGAAAGAGUGAUCUGAAAAAGCAUGAAAGGAUUCACACAGGAGAAAAACCUUUCACAUGUACAGAGUGUGGAAAAAGUUUUACAAGAAUGAGUAGUCUGAAAUAUCAUGAAAUGAGUCACACAGGGGAAAAGCCAUUCACAUGUACAGAGUGUGGACAAAGUUUUACAAGAAUGAGUAUUCUGGAAUAUCAUGAAAGGAGUCACACAGGAGAAAAGCCAUUCAGUUGUACAGAGUGUGGAGUACAUUUUUCACAAAAGUCCUAUCUCUUAACCCACAAAAGGAUUCACACAGGAGAAAAACCUUUCGUUUGUACAGAAUGUGGGAAAAUGUUUGCAGUCAAGUCAGCUUUCCAAAGACACCAACUUAUUCACACAGGGGAAAAACAUUUUACAUGUGCAGAGUGUGGAAAAGGUUUUACACUAAACAGUAAUCUGAAAACUCAUGAAAGGAUUCACACAGGAGAAAAACCGUUCACAUGUACAGAGUGUGGAAAAAGUUUUACAGCAAAGAGUGAUCUGAAAAGGCAUGAAAGGAUUCACACAGGAGAAAAGUCUUUCACAUGUACAGAGUGUGAAAAAAGUUUUACAGAAAAGAGUGAACUGAAAACUCAUGAAAGGAGUCACACAGGAGAAAAGCCUUUCACAUGUACAGAGUGUGAAAAAAGUUUUACAGAAAAGAGUGAUCUGAAAAAGCAUAUAAUGAGUCACACAGGAGAAAAGCCUUUCACAUGUACAGAGUGUGGAAAAAGAUUUACACAAAAGAGUUAUCUGAAAAAGCAUGAAAGGAUUCACACAGGGGAAAAGCCGUUCACAUGUACAGAGUGUGGAAAAAGUUUUACAAGAAUGAGUAGUCUGAAAUAUCAUGAAAGGAGUCACACAGGAGAAAAGCCUUUCACAUGUACAGAGUGUGGAAAAAGUUUUACACAAAAGAGUGAUCUGAAAUAUCAUGAUAGGAGUCACACAGGGGAAAAGCCAUUCACAUGUACAGAGUGUGGAAAAAGUUUUACUGGAAAGAGUGAUCUGAAAAAGCAUGAAAGGAUUCACACAGGGGAAAAGCCGUUCACAUGUACAGAGUGUGGAAAAAGUUUUUCACAAAUGGAUCAUCUGAAAACUCAUGAAAGGAUUCACACAGGAGAAAAGCCAUUCAGUUGUACAGAGUGUGGAGUACAUUUUUCACAAAAGUCCUAUUUCUUAACCCACAAAAGGAUUCACACAGGAGAAAAACCUUUCGUUUGCACAGGAUGUGGGAAAAUGUUUGCAGACAAGUCAGCUUUCCGAAGACACCAACUUAUUCACACAGGAGAAAAACCUUUUACAUGUGCAGAGUGUGGAAAAAGUUUUACACUAAACAGUAAUCUGAAAACUCAUGAAAGGAUUCACACAGGAGAAAAACCGUUCACAUGUACAGAGUGUGGAAAAAGUUUUUUACGAAUGGUUAAUCUGAAAACUCAUGAAAGGAUUCACAAAUGAAGAAACUUUUCACAUGUUUAGAAGCUGGAAAAGGGUUUCUAUGCAAGUCAGGUAUCACAAAAACAUAAUUUAUGCUUACCUGAUAAAUUUAUUUAUCUUGUGGUGU